AUGUAUGGUAUAAGGCCCAUCAUAUCACUCAUAACUUGUUCCACAGCCGACCCGAACCCGCUCUCCAUCAGCAUGGUACUGCCACUCCUCCUCUUCACUCAUGUGAUUCUGUGCUUAGCUACACCAUCACCACCACCUGCAUUCAAAGCGUGCAUCGAGUCGGCACUUGAGCAGAAGUGGCAUCUCUAUGCCUUUCCCAACGACAUUCGAUACCUCUUGUUCCGAGUUACAGACGUACAUGCGUACAAUCUCGAUUUGCCAUACUUACCUGCUGCUGUGGUCUAUCCGCGAACAGCUGGGGGAGUGGCCAAGGUCGUGAAGUGUGCUGGUGACCAUGGCAUUGGCGUGCAGGCUCGGAGUGGUGGACAUGGCUAUCGGAACUACUGUCUUGGUGGUGCAGAUGGUGCCCUUGUUGUGGACAUGAAGAAUAUGAAGCACUUUCAAUACAACUCAGACGACACCACAGCCACAUUUGGGGCAGGAAAUCGUCUUGGGGACCUCACCAGGGAGCUGGACAGUGUGGGACGCUCUGCAGCAUACGGAGUCGUUUCCGACGUGGGCACCGGCGGCCAUCUCACGAUAGGUGGACUCGGCCCUCUCAGCCGCCAGCUGGGAGCCGGUCUUGACCAGAUUAUCUCUGCCCAAGCAGUCCUCGCCAACGGCACAAUCGUAACUACAUCCCUCGAAUCGCACCCCGACCUGUUCUUCGCCAUUCGCGGCGCAGCGGCCUCUUUCGCUCUCGUCACGGAGUUCACGAUCCGCACUGUCCCAGCUCCGGAAGUCGUGAGCUUCACAUACAAUGUCACCAUCGCGAAAGACAUCGUAGACCUAGCACCAACGUGGAAAGCCUGGCAAGACUACGUCUCCGACCCGGACCUGUCUCGACUCUUCGCUUGUACGUUCACUCUUGCAAGCAAUGUUCUGAUCUUGGAGGGAACGUACUACGGCUCACGGUCCGACUUCGAUACCUUAGACAUCGAAUCCAUCUUCGCGCCCGCUAAAGACGCAGGUCUCCAAAUCAAAAGCGACAUCGUCGUCACCGCAGCAAAUGCCCUCCAGCAGGCGGCUCUGUCCUUUUUCGGCAGGAUCCCCACCCACUUCUACGCGAAGAGCCUCAAGUUCACAAACAACACUCUCCUCACCCUCGAUCAAGUCAUUGGAAUGUUCCAGUACAUCUCCGCCAAACCCAAAGGCUCGCUCGUCUGGUUCAUCAUAUGGGAUCUCACAGGCGGUGCCGUCUCGGAUCCUGAUCCAACGUCCACGGCGUAUUGGCAUCGUGAUGCGUUGUUUUGGCAGCAGUCAUAUAUUGUCGACUUGACGGCGAUCAGGGAGGUUAAUCAGGUGUCUAAAGACUUCUUGAUUGGGUUGAAUGCACGGGUGAGAGAACUUGAGCCGAGGAUUAAUGAGAGUGCGUAUCCGGGGUAUGUAGACGAUCAGCUGGAGGAUCCGCAGAGGGCGUAUUGGGGUGGGAAUGUGGAGAGGUUGAGGGAGAUUAAGAGAGUGUAUGAUCCGGGAAUGUUGUUAGAAACCCGCAGAGCAUUGAACCGGUGGAGCAGUAGUAGGUGUCAGGGGGUUGUGCACGUGGAUAUCUUGUUGCGAUCACGGCUACUUGAUGACUGUCUCAGGGACUAUGCACAACGGAUUCCGUCUUCAUGUGUCGAUUCUUGCAACGCGUGCAAUCAGACCUGCUUCACUGUUGUGACCAAACCGAGCUCGUGCAUGAUGGUGCUUACCAAAUUCAGCUUACCAGCUUUCCCGAUACCGUGGGAAUGGCAAGCACGUGUGAAGCUUGAGCAGGCACGACACAUUGUCGCAAGCACGGAAUUUUCUGCAUUCGCUUUGCAACUUUCAGAAGCCCUUUGUACAUACGGCGGGGAGCAGGGUCACAACAUCGUAGCAGGUGAGGCAAGACACGGAGCUCAAGAAAGAUCGGAAGCAGAAAUCAUGACUGCUUUCCCCUCCGACUGA
Fulvia fulva is the source of this 1968-nucleotide messenger RNA. RefSeq names its product FAD-linked oxidoreductase sorD. Gene Ontology annotation, molecular function: FAD binding; oxidoreductase activity. The record is from RefSeq and is a predicted model, not a curated record. The transcript is spliced from 3 exons. The coding region runs from base 1 to 1968 and encodes 655 amino acids. Lineage: Eukaryota; Fungi; Ascomycota; Dothideomycetes; Mycosphaerellales; Mycosphaerellaceae.